Durio zibethinus is the source of this 2292-nucleotide messenger RNA. RefSeq names its product Pectinacetylesterase family protein. Gene Ontology annotation, molecular function: hydrolase activity. The record is from RefSeq and is a predicted model, not a curated record. Lineage: Eukaryota; Viridiplantae; Streptophyta; Magnoliopsida; Malvales; Malvaceae.
UUCAAUUUUGGCAACGACAGAACAAACUUCAAACAUCAUUGCCAAUUCUAAGUUUUCUUUUAUCUCCCCUUUUCCCCUCUUCUCUUUCUCUUAUCCCAGGCUAGGAAAAAAUGGAAUUAUGAAAAAUAAAAAAAAUAUACGUUUUAUGAAUUGGAGUUCCUCCUUUCAUUUCUUUCUUGGAGUACUAUUAUUAUUAUUUUUUCUUCGGUCGAGACAUUGGUGUUCUCUUUUUCUCUGAUUUUGGCCCCAAAUAAUCAACGGCACAUUUAACGAGCGUGGCAAUCUUUUAUCUCUAUCUAUACCUUUAGAAACAGAUCUGUUUGCUUCGCGGGAUUUUUUUGUCCGUUAUCAAUAAUAAAGCGCGAGGACGAGAUUUUUCAAUGAGAAACAGAGCUCUGUGAAAAUAUUGAACGUGAAGACGAUGCUGAUUUUAGAGAUAAUGCUGAGUUUACUAUUUUUUCUAGCUUUCGGGCCAUGGUGCGUUUAUUCUGAAGAGCGACUCCUGGUUGAAAUGACUCUGGUUCCAAACGCCACCGUGAACGGCGCUGUUUGUUUGGAUGGAAGUUUGCCCGCGUAUCAUCUGCACAGAGGAUUCGGUGCUGGAGUAAACAACUGGAUUUUACAAUUUGAGGGUGGUGGGUGGUGUAAUGACAUACCAUCAUGCCUGGAGAGAGCCAAAACCCGCCGUGGAUCAACUCGUUACAUGAACAAGUUGGAAGUCUUCUCUGGCAUCUUAAGCAACAACGCGUCCCUCAAUCCAGAUUUUUACAACUGGAACCGUGUGAAGCUGAGAUAUUGUGAUGGAGCCUCAUUUUCAGGGGAUAGCAAGUUUGACAAUGGGACAUCAUUGCUUUAUUUCAGAGGUUAUAAAAUUUGGGAAGCAAUUAUCCAUGAUCUUCUACCCAAGGGGUUGGCAACUGCAUGCAAGGCCUUGCUUUCAGGUUGCUCUGCUGGGGCUCUAGCGACCUUUCUGCACUGUGACAACUUCACAAAGAUGUUACCAAGCAAUGCCAGUGUGAAAUGUUUAAGUGAUGCUGGAUUUUUUCUGGAUGAACGAGACAUAAGUUUGAAUUACACUAUGAGGUCCUUCUAUCUUGAUCUAAUUGCUUUACAGGGGAUAGAGAAAAAUCUAAAUCAAAAUUGCAUGAGGUCGACCAACAAUUCAAAGCUGUGUUUCUUUCCCCAGUAUGCAUUAAAAUAUAUUACAACGCCAUAUUUUAUCUUGAACUCAGCUUAUGAUGUAUUCCAGUCAACUUUUCCCCAACAGUUUCAUCAUAGUUUGAUUCCACCUUCCGCUGAUUUGCAUGGACAUUGGAAUCGUUGCAAGCUUAAUCCAGCAAUGUGCAAUGCGAAUCAGAUCAAUGUAUUACAAGGUCUGAGGCAUGAUAUGCUUGUAGCUCUUAACUCAUUCUACAAAAAUUCAAUAAGUGGGGGGAUGUUUAUAAAUUCAUGCUUUGCUCAUUGCCAAAGUGAGUCACAGGACACAUGGUUUGCUGUUGAUUCUCCAAGAAUACACAAUAAGACCAUUGCAGAAGCAGUUGGUGAUUGGUACUUUAGCAGAAGAAUAACCAAAGAGAUUGAUUGCCCAUAUCCUUGUGAUACCACCUGCCACAACCUUAUACCAUCAGCUCAGGUUUAAGAUAAAUGAUUCUUCAGUUAUGACAAAUUCUUAUUCUUUGCCAACCUGUUGAAGCUCAUUGUGGUAGCUUUUUUUCAAAAAGAAAAGGAUGUUGAAAGGAAGUAUAGAUCGUAUUUUAUGGCAACAGCCAUUACACCAGAAUCACACUUGAUUUAUCACAAUAGGAUAAAAAAAAUCAAUUGAUUUUUUACAUUCAUACUUAAAGUUUUGGUCAGUAUGCUGAGAAGAAAUAUCAGGAUAGCAGAACUAUCAAAUUACUCUAUUCACAAGAAAUAGACUGUGAUAUUCUUUUAUCUUUUUUUUUUUUUAAUUAUGAUUAUAUUAUACUUUGUCCUAGAAUAUGAUCUUUGAAACAAGAUGGACAUCUAUUCCUUGUAUUACAUCAUUAUGGUUUCUAACCUGACUUGGUCAAUUAAAUUUAAUUCAUGAGUAUGCUUAGAAAAAAUAUGUAACAUGUACAAAAUAUAAAAAAUAUAUAGAAGAUGGAAUAUUAAGGCUUUAAAAGUAUCCAAAGAUAGAGCUUAAGGAAAAAUGGUUAUGCAAUCCCAAUAAUUAUGAAUUUCUGAAAUCGAUCAUAUGGGCAAUAUCUUAUUCAAAGUUAAAAUUUUAAAUUUAUGUAAUUUCUUUUUUGGACUUUACAUAUUAAAUUGUUU